Messenger RNA from Babesia sp. Xinjiang, 714 nucleotides. RefSeq lists its product as uncharacterized. The coding region runs from base 1 to 714 and encodes 237 amino acids. The record is from RefSeq and is a predicted model, not a curated record. NCBI's taxonomy places the organism in Eukaryota, Apicomplexa, Aconoidasida, Piroplasmida, Babesiidae. The transcript has 5 exons.
AUGGGCCGUCCGCCAUUAUCAGCUGCUUACUUCUUGCGCACGACUGAGGUCGAUGAAUUCCUCAGUGAAUUCGCACGCGUGCGCUCGUGGUAUAUCACAAAUGUGUAUAAUGUCGAACGGAGGAAACGAAAUGGAGAUUAUGAACUCCCUUACCGUCGACAACCGCCGAAAAAUGGGCCAAACAGCGAUCAUAAUGGUGAAACUCUGAACGACAGCAUGUUGGAUGCCGCAAAAGAAAUGGCAAAUGGAGAUUCUAUACAUCUCGACGCAUUUAUAAGACUGGUCGUCGCUCACAACGAAGUGGUAGAUGCGUUAGACAACAAGGCCUGCGAUGUUGUCCAACCCAGAAGGUUCGAGCUGCACGAAAUAAUGAAAAACGCAAAAAUAAGUGAUCGCAAGGUACCAAAACACACAGAAGCCAUGGAUUCGAAAUCGGUUCUUAGAGCAGCUGAUGAAAAGCGCUACCAGCGCUUAGUCGCCGAUGUUAACGAGAAGUUCAGAACCUCAGAUGUAAAAGUGGGAAAAUUCAAACCACCAAUCAUCGGAGGAGCCAAUGCCAUAUUUGGUGUCGUAUUGACGUUCAUCGGUGGAUACUCAAUUGCAGGCGCACUGGGCGUAAAAGACAACCUGAAGAAAGCUAUCAUAGGAACAGUCUUCGCAUCCGCUGCACUGCUAGUUGAUACUUUGCUUUUUUUGAUGAGAGGCGAAUGGUGA